Molecule: messenger RNA, 1145 nt
Organism: Amphimedon queenslandica
Lineage: Eukaryota; Metazoa; Porifera; Demospongiae; Haplosclerida; Niphatidae
Exons: 2
Coding region: 60-1127 (355 amino acids)
Molecular function (GO): protein binding
Source: RefSeq, a predicted model, not a curated record
AUCCUAACAGUGUGUUCUCUUCUCUCAUUACUUCACUACAGAAAGUAGGAAUAAAGAGCAUGGCAUCUAAAAUAAUGGAAAAUUUAAAAAUGAAAGGUGGUCAUGUUGAUCCUAAUCUAGAGCAGCAACCAUCAGUCAGUAAGGGACCACUUCAACCAGUGGAUGUCACUGCACAAUCUCACACACCACAACCAACAAUCACUGGAUCACAAUCAUCUACUCCUACUACUGUCAUUGAGCUCAGUUCAAAGAGUGAAGUUGCUGCCAAUAUUGGAAAUCUUCAUUCUUGUUUUGCAUCUCUUGAUUUCAACAUGAGAGGAGAGUUUGAGGAUCUGGUUAAAAUGGGUAAAGUAAAGCUUCAAGAUGUAGCUAGAAGAGCAGCUAUUUAUUUAAAAGUCCCAGUAUCAAGCUUAAAGUUUGGUGACGUUGAUGAAUUAUUUGAUUCUCUUCAGCCUCAUUAUGAUUUCUUCAGUUGUGGUGUACUUAAACACUUGACAGACACUUACCUUUCAAAUGCACAAACUGAACUAACUCAAUACAUUGAUAGUGUUGAUAAAUUCUCAGAAUCAUCACAAUUGAAGCACAUACGAUCAGUUAUUGAUAAAGAAGUUCCAUUUUUAGAUUCAUUGACCACUAAACCAAUUGUUAUCAAACUAAAUGGACGAUGGGACGAAAUGACAAUCAAGAACUUUAAAAGUGUCCUUCAAUAUUACUUUGAACCAGAAAUCGAAAAUCUUUUUAGUUAUAUUUCGAUCAAGAAAGGCUCAGUCAUUGUUACACUGUUAAUACCAACCUCACUAUCACAGUCUCUUAUUGAUGCCAUCAAUAACAAAACAAACUCAAUGAGUAGAUUAGGAAUAUUAGAAAUUGCUGUUGACAAUAAAGCGAUUCCUAUCAGAAGAAAAGACAAUAAUAAUUUUGACGUUUCGCUUCAUGAAUCAGUUAAAGCUGGUGAUAGUUUUGAAGUAUCAAUGCUACUGCAGUUAGGAGCUGAUCCUAACAGUAAAGAUGAGAAAGGAAAGAGUGCAGUAGAGAUAGCUAAGCAUAGAGGGCACACUCAAAUAAAAGAAAUACUAUUAACUGGUGGAGGUGAGUUAUUUGAUACUAAUAUUAAUACACAUACAUAAUAUACCAUUAAUACAGUA